Funneliformis geosporum is the source of this 2616-nucleotide messenger RNA. The record is from the annotation of a GenBank genome assembly. Lineage: Eukaryota; Fungi; Glomeromycota; Glomeromycetes; Glomerales; Glomeraceae.
AUGGAUGCAAAUAUUAUUAAUAUCUACGAUUUACCCAGACCUUUAAGUAACAUCAUAAUCAAACAUGUAGGAAUAAAUCAAGAUUGGAUGGUGGUUAAAAUAAUUCCAUUUAAAAUUCACGUGUUUUGUAAAGAAACUCUUAAAGAAAUUUGGAAAUUUCCGUUUGAUCCAAUUGAUAUAUGUCAAGACUUUUUGUAUGAUUCGAUUAAUUCAUAUUCAACAUCGGAAAAAUCAAAUGUUAACAUGUCCUUUUUAGUCUUGACAAAGGAUGGAUCUAUAUGGAAGAUUCAAUCUAAUGUUCAAAGAAAUAAAAGAACUUUUGAUUCUCAUCAAAGCAAUGAAAAUACAUCACCAAUGCAAUCAAGACAAAUCAGAAAAAAUAACGUAUUUGACAGUAAUUAUUCACAGAAAAUAUCUCAUCUAUCAAAUAAUGGUUAUUAUAAUUUGUUUACUACUCCUCCUAUAUUUACUGCUGGGAGUGAAUGUCUAAUCUUUUCAAAGGAGGGACUUUGUUCGCUAUUUCCCUGUAAUUUGUUCAAUGAUAAUGGAAUUUUACUUGGAAAAAAAGAUGGAGAAAUCGGAUUUUUAUCAUUAAAAGAUGGAAUAGUGUCAGAAUAUAAUUUAUUCGUACCAAUUGAUAAUACUGAAGAAGUUUAUCUUUAUGCUUUAUCCAGUUAUGAUACAGAUCUGUUGAUAACUGGUUAUUCGAGUGGCAUACUGUCAUUUCAUUAUUUUUUUAAGGGAAAUGUUGAAUCUGAUAUAUUCACUUCAUUGAAUGAAUCUAUUCAAGCCAUUUAUACGUUACAUUUAAAACAAGAUGAAGAAACUAGAUUAGGAUCUAGUUUAUUUCGACCCAAACCUAAAUUGUCCACUGUUCACAAUACAUUGCUCAUAGUUGGAGUAUUUUGUCCCGAACCCAGUUCAUUCCUCAAUCGGUUGGUUGUAACAGCUGGAGAAGGUCGCAUAAUUGUUAUAAAUUUCGAUAGAAACAUGUUUUCGGAUGUGGGUUCAUUUGAUGGAAUAUUGUAUGCUUUAACAGUUGGUGGAAGAUUAAUUCGAUCUCAAUUUUCAGUCACAAGCGACCAAACUCCAAAACAAAUGAUGAGCGUUGAACAAUUGAAGGAAGAAAUUCACAAGCAAACGAUUAUUAUCAAAGAAUUAACGUCCAAGCAAGUAGCGUUGGACAAACUUAAUGCGGAAUUAAAUCCUGCAAUAAUUGUUCGUAAUGAAGUUAUUCAUGAAUUGCAACGCGUACAUCAAAAACGUGAAACUGACCAACAGUUAGAUGAAAAUAAUUUGCCAUUAAUUGUGGAAUACUUUCCGAUAAUUAUGCCAAUUUCUAUGAAUGGAAGUGUUACGCAAAGGAUAUUUUUAAGAAUUCGUUUAACGAGCAGAAUUGGAAUUCAAUGGUCAAAAUGGUGGUCAUUACUUGUUACCAUGACACAUCAUAAAACUAUUGGUUCUUCGAAUCAUGAAAACGAUAAACAAGAGAGUUUAUGUUAUUCCGUAUCAUUAUUGGAUAUGACGUCCGCAUGGGAGCGAGACAUUGAAAUAAAUUUACGAUUUUUACAAUUUCCCAUCAUGAUUAAACUUGCAUUAUGCUUUGCACCUCCAACGCCAAUAGAUCAUACGAACGAAAUUCAAUAUCAACCGCAGGCAACUUAUUUUCCUUUGGUGAAUUUACAGUAUGAUAUAUUGGAUUUUAUAAAUCCAUGUCCUCAGCACAUUUUACAAAGAUUACAACAGGAACGUCAUUUUACAAUGUAUCCUUCUUUACCUGAUUUCAUCACACCAUUUGAUGGGAAUUUUUUUGCUACCAAGGGAGAUUUAAGAAAAUUUAUUGAAAAACUUAUGAGCAAACCAAACGAGGAAUUUAGACCCUAUGCAGAUUUUAUAUCAUCAUUAAAUAUUAACUCAACGUUUAUAAAAUUUUUCUUGAGAUCAGGUGAUAUUUCAGAAGUAAUUGACUUGGAAAAAGGGAAUAAUGGUUAUGACGGAGCUUGGAAACGAUGUUUAUCAGUGUUGCUAGGAGAAAAUGUUGAAACAGAAAAGUUGCAGGAAAUUAUUAAAUCCGUCGAUUAUGCAGUAUUUACAACUUCAAUGAGUCUUGAGCCUGUUAUUUUGAAUCUCAAAAAAGUGGAUCUGAUAGAAUGCUCGAAUGGAGUUCCAGUCGAUUCAACACCUGUCGAAAUAAGGAUUACAUGUCGUACAGCUGAAGUCUUAUUACUCGUUGAGGCGGCAUUAUUAUCAAGAUUACAAGAUUUUUGUGUAGAUAAUCCUCCGACAAGUUCCGAAUCAUCCGUUUCAUCUUCAAUGAAAUCAAACGUGACAAUCAAUAAUAAUAAAUCUGUACAACCAAUAACGUCUGUUGACCUAACGAGCCAAUUAAAUAUUAUCAAGGAAGAUUAUAAAAAUUUGAUUAACAUGCUUGAAGAUCAACCAAACGAGAUGAAUUCCACAGAUAAUAAAGAGGAAGCAACUAUUGAAGGAAAUCUUGGUGAUUGGAAUAAAUUAGAAAUGGUGGCCAAUAGAUUAGAAAAUAGAAUUGUUGACAUUUUUAAAAUUGUUAGAAAAGAAUUGGAAAAGCAUUGGAUAAGUGGAGUUGUUGAAAUGUAA